Messenger RNA from Guyanagaster necrorhizus, 2016 nucleotides. RefSeq lists its product as uncharacterized. Lineage: Eukaryota; Fungi; Basidiomycota; Agaricomycetes; Agaricales; Physalacriaceae. The coding region runs from base 47 to 1738 and encodes 563 amino acids. The record is from RefSeq and is a predicted model, not a curated record. Gene Ontology annotation, biological process: transmembrane transport; adenine transport; guanine transport. The transcript has 17 exons. Gene Ontology annotation, cellular component: plasma membrane. Gene Ontology annotation, molecular function: purine nucleobase transmembrane transporter activity.
ACCGGCGGUACCUUCACCUUCCUUUCUACCGUAUCCUUUGUACAUGAUGGUUCACUUUUUGGAUCUCCUCAAUGCUCAGGUCGCGGAUUCAUUUGUUGGACGAUGGUUCAAGCUAGAGGGAUCAGGACAUCCCAGAGAACGUAUUGGUUCACGGUUCACAACUGAGAUCCGAGCAGGUCUAACAACAUGGGCUGCUAUGGCUUACAUCAUAUCCGUAAACGCUUCCAUCCUCUCAGAUUCUGGGGGAACCUGCGAGUGUACCACCUCCGACUCCUGCGCGAACGACGCGGCCUAUGCCACCUGUGUUAAUGAGGUUCGGAAUGAUUUGAUUACCUCGACGGCCGCCAUUUCGGCGUUGUCCUCCUUCCUCAUGGGUCUUCUGGCAAACCUUCCCGUCGGAAUGGCCCCUGGACUCGGUUUGAACGCAUACUUUACAUAUUCGGUUGUGGGAUACCAUGGUUCUGGAAUAAUAACGUAUAGGGAGGCCCUGGCCGCGGUAUUUCUGGAAGGAUGGGUUUUCUUCAUUCUUUCCCUUCUGGGUUUGCGGCAAUGGUUGGUGCGAAUCAUGCCUCAGUCAUUGGUUCUCGCCGUUGGCGCUGGUAUAGGUUUAUACAUUGCCUUCAUUGGACUGAGUUCUUCCGGACUGUUCGUCAUCGGGGGUGACACCACUGACUACGUGGGUCUGGGCGGGUGUAAGUCGGAAAAUUUCGUUGAAGGCAUGGACAAUUACUGUGAGAGUGGCGUAUUGCAGAGCCCCACCAUGUGGUUGGGUAUCUUCCUCGGGGGAAUUUUCACUGUCCUACUCAUGAUGUACCGUAUUCGUGGAGCGAUCCUCAUUGGAAUCUUCUUGGUUUCAAUCAUUUCUUGGCCAAGACCUACCUCUGUCACUUAUUUCCCCUACACGGAUUCCGGAGACCAGCUUUUUGAAUUCUUCAAAAAAGUGGUCACAUUCCACAAGUUGGAGAAGAUCGGCAAUGCGAUUGAUUAUAACUAUGGGAAUGGCCAGGUGUGGUAUGCGCUCAUCACCUUUCUCUAUGUUGAUAUUUUGGACACGACCGGUACCCUUUACUCUAUGGCCAAAUUUGCCGGUCUGCGAGACCCCGUCACCCUUGACUUUGAGGGGUCUACUAUCGCCUACUGCGUAGAUGCAUUCUGCAUCAGCAUGGGGGCUCUCAUGGGCACGAGUCCGGUUACAGCGUACAUUGAGAGCGCAACCGGUAUCAGUGACGGUGGGAAGACAGGCCUGACUGCCAUCACGGUGGGUCUAGGAUUCUUCGUAUCCGUGUUCUUUGCCCCGAUCUUCGCGUCUAUUCCUGGUUGGGCGACGGGUGGGGCGCUGGUGAUUGUUGGGUCGUUGAUGAUUCGAAAUGUCCGCGAAAUCAACUGGGACUACAUCGGUGAUGCUGUCCCUGCAUUCCUUACGCUUUUGGUUAUACCCUUGUCGUACAAUAUCGCGUACGGAGUCAUCGCAGGCGUGUGUUCGUACCUGCUCCUUAACGGGAUCCCGUGGAUCAUUGGCAAGAUCAGUGGUGGACGCAUUCUCCCACCGACUAUCGAUGCAGCGGAGGAGUGGGUCGUCCCACCUGGUGGAAUUAUCCCGCCUUGGAUACGCAAACUAAUUGGCAAACCUUUGGUGAUAGACGAGCUCGCAAUGGAGGAGAGGCAUACCCGAUCAUCGGUGGAUACCGCGUCCCAAGACCAUGUUGUCGCGUCGACAAAAGUCAGCGUGGAAAAGUGAAAAUUGUGUAUAGGAUCUGUGGCGUUUAUAUUUUUCAGUUAUUCUUUCUUUUGUUGUCUUUAUUAUCUGUGUAGUAAACUGCUAUACCAUCUAACCAUCAACUGUACUACUUCUCACUUAAAUCGUGUCUGGAUGAUAAGAAAACGUCGUCCAGCUAGCACGUACUGCAUUUCCAGUAUUCGCCCAAACGUCUCCUCGGGCUGAGCAGCGAACAGUGAAGGAAUAUUUAUUGGCUGUAAACAAUGGUUAGACCUCGGAAUAAAUGUACCCGUUACAAC